AUGAACGAAAAUCUAUUUGCCCCUUUCGUCUGCCCUACUAUUAUAGGUCUCUCAACCCUCCCCGUAAUCAUAUUAUUUCCAUGCCUAAUUUUUUCAACACCCAAACGUUGACUUCCUAACCGAAUCCAAAUUCUACAAAUCUGACUUAUCCGACUCAUUACUAAACAAAUAAUAUCUAUACACAAUAAUAUCGGUCGUACAUGAGCCCUAAUACUCAUAACCCUUAUUUUAUUUAUUGCUACUACUAAUUUAUUAGGCCUUCUACCCUAUUCAUUUACUCCUACUACACAACUUUCAAUAAAUAUUAGUAUAGCAAUUCCCCUUUGAAUAGGAACAGUAAUUCUAGGCUUUCGUAAUAAACCAAAAGCCUCACUUGCCCACUUCCUACCUCAAGGUACUCCAACACCUCUUAUUCCCAUGCUAAUUAUUAUUGAAACAAUUAGCCUGCUUAUUCAACCGCUAGCCCUAGCAGUACGGUUAACUGCUAACAUCACCGCUGGCCACCUUUUAAUUCAUCUCAUUGGCUCCGCCGCCUUAGCUCUUAUAUCCAUUAAUAUUUUACUAUCCUCCGUUACACUCAUUAUCCUCUUUCUGCUAACAAUCUUAGAAUUAGCCGUAGCCCUAAUUCAAGCCUACGUAUUUACCCUUUUAGUAAGCCUGUACUUACACGAUAAUUCUUAG
Messenger RNA from Antechinus flavipes (yellow-footed antechinus), 681 nucleotides. The record is from the annotation of a RefSeq genome assembly. Lineage: Eukaryota; Metazoa; Chordata; Mammalia; Dasyuromorphia; Dasyuridae.